AAAAAUCACCAUGGCAACAGACGGAAAAGGUGCCAUCAUCAUACGCAGAGAGAUAGUUGAAGACAAAUCGACGUUCAAUCUGAGGUACACGAAUUACUACGUCAGAGUGAAAAAUGGCAAACAAUCAUGGGAAUUGGAGAAAAGAUAUUCAGAUUUUGUAAAACUAUAUGAACGGCUCAAGGCAGAGAUCCUAUCAGCAUUAGAAAACUUGAAAUUACCACCGAAGAAGACUGUCGGUAUCUUCAGGAAAGCUUUUCUAGACAAGCGUCAGCAGGAUCUGGACGUAUUUCUAAAUAACUUGGCAUGCCACGAAUUCUUGUCGAAAUGCUCGUCGACAAGAGAAUUUCUUGGGAUGACUCCUGCAUCUAUCAGUACUGGGCAGCGCCACGAGAUUUCCAUUAUCUCACCAAGCAAUCGUAGCCGUGCUUCUACCUACUCUCAAGGCACUACCAAAGAUUCGUGCGCAUCACAUCUUUCUCGGUCUCAUUCGAAAUUUGUACGUGAAUGGGUUGGUAAGGAGAAUAUUUCUCCCAGAACUAAGCAGUUACAACGCUCAAAAUCUCUCGGAGCUGUCGAUGCCGCUUCCAAGGAGCGUUUCCAUGGUGACAAUGACUUAUGGGAAACGUUUAAAUUGUUUACCGAUCUUGAGUCCCGUAUAAGCACUGUAUUUGAGUUUAUUCAGAAAGAAGAUGGGUUGGAUCGAGCCACCAUUACAAGACGUGAACGACUCCAGUUCAACUUAUUGGACGACCUGAAACAGAUCAGGAAAAGAUUUAUGCAAAUGAUGAACAGGAAAACUCCAGACAUGUAUGCAUCGGAUUUAACAUCAGAUGAACAAGUCAUAGCACAGUCACUGAUGGGAACAGAUAGCGGCAACCAGCCACCACCGUACGCAUGCGCACUAGCACAACUACCGUACACGAUGACAUAUAUCGAUGCAGAAAAUGUACAAAUCGGAGAUGGAACCGCGAUGUACUUGAACGAGGACCAGACAUCGGAUAUAGAAUCUGAAAAAGCUCCAUCAAAAGUAAGGAUGCUGACAUUGAGAUUAAAGUUCUAUGACUCGGAAUGCAGACAGCUGCAGAAAGCAGAAUGGUACUUCAGUGGGCUCGGACUUAUCCCCGAACUGAAAGACUACUUCCGAAACUUUCCCGGCGUCUUGUACAGAGGACAAAAAUCAGGCAGCGUGCUGAUAGAGCUCCAAGUGUUGACAGAAGAGGGCGCUGUGCGUGUGAAGGAAAAGGUCGACUGUGGUGAAUUCGCUCGAGUUAUAGCCAGUGUUGCAGCGAACAAUGACAAAAUGCAGCAGUGUACAGAUGGAAAGGGAGUCUUCUGUUCCGUGGACAUUGAUCGUGAGCACUACCAGGAAAUUCUGGAUAGCUUCCAUACUACGAGGGAAGACGAAAACCCCGAUACAGAUAAAUCUGAUGAUGGCGAUGCCGAUCCAUUGCCGGGUGUAACCCCUGCCGUAUCACAGGAGCCGAUGGAAGUGUCGCCAGUGGCAAAGCCAUGGUUUAGCGGUACUACAGCCUCGGAGCAAAAAUCCAUGUUCUCGGCUGCUCUGAGUGAAAGCGAAGAUGAAUGGGGUAGCACCAGUCCGCCAGUACGCGGACAUAGAAUGAGGGCUUCGUACAGUUCACUGAGCUCCCAAUCAUCAUCAACCAUAACCGAACCGACCACCAAGAGGUCAAAAGUCAAUCAUUCUUCGCAUGACUUCUUCAAAGAAACCAACAUAAAACGGUUCGUAUUUACGAAGGAAAGUGGUCUGGCGUUAACACCGUCAGAUCUUAACGAUGCGACAGCGAAAAUCGCCCAGUUGCAGGGUAGUCCACGUGCCGAAUCCGGCGACGGCGGAGCGACAGCGAAGUCCCCAUUCGACGACGAUAUUGGCUUUUUGAAGAGUUGCUCUGCACCACUCGGCAAAUUGAAAAAGAAGGUGCGAUGUAAUGCAGAAAUCACAAUACGGAGCGGUUCGAUUGAGUUGGUCUUAUUGUCAGGCGCUGGGUCCAAGGCUUUCAUUGCAGUUCGUGUUGUUGGCGGAACGUUAGCGACCCGGACAACACCUGUAGCAUUGUACCCGUACGAUGAGUCAUCUAUUACUGGGAAUGACGUCAUCCUGACGUGUCAGAAUUACCAACCAUCAGCACAAUAUACUUACAACAUCGUCGAGUGGUAUAGAAUUAUCGACGAUCAAAACGUUCCGUGGGGUCAACUACUUCUUGCCGACAUGGAGAACAACAACGCUGCUUGCUCUAUCGACCACAGAUACGACAUCAUACAGAACAAGGGAGAUCUCGUCAUAAAGGAUGUAGUUUUCACUAGAGGGCGCUAUCAGUGCAGGAGGAUUUUCCGAUUGUCAGACAGUUACAUAACUCGUUCCUUUGAAGUGACACUCCAGUUGACGAAUAAAAAACCUCGCCCACGUAUAUCAGAUUCUUUAAUGUGGUUGAUCGGCAACGACGAUAUUGGUCACCUUGGAGAUGGAAUUGAUGAUCUUCCGUUCUACCGUCACGAAACUCGUUUAGCAUAUUUUGCCAUACGACAUUGGAUGUAG
Messenger RNA from Saccoglossus kowalevskii, 2554 nucleotides. RefSeq lists its product as uncharacterized. The record is from RefSeq and is a predicted model, not a curated record. Lineage: Eukaryota; Metazoa; Hemichordata; Enteropneusta; Harrimaniidae.